AGGGAGGAGCUGUGGGCGGGCUUUAAGGACUCCGCCGACGUGUACGUUUGGCGGAUCAAAGACACGACCACGCCGGUUCUCCGCCUGUUCUUACCGGACUGCUCCGGAUGCUCCUGCAUGAUCCCGGUGAAAAACCAGGUUUGGAUCGGCGCCGUGGGCCGCAGCUCAGCCAAAGGAAAGGUCUACAUCGUGGACUCGGAGCGCCACCAAGUCCUGAAGGAGCUGCAGGCUCACAGCGACAGAGUGACGGCGCUCUGCUCCGCUGAGGACCGCUACGUCCUGAGCGGCGCCGGCAAGCAUGACGGGAAGAUCGCCAUCUGGAAGGUGGAGUAGAGACGUUUGGGCUCGAGGAGCGAAGACGGCUGAAAACAUGAAGCACGUCUGUGCGGACAGGAAGUAGAUCAUUGGAGGAGCGAAGGAUCCGGAGGUUCUCUGGACGUUUCAUUCCGGCUAAACAGAUUCUAAUUUGGGUCAUAAGAACUUUGUCGUGAAAAUUCUCCAAUAUUGUUAUUUUACUCCUUUUUCUGAGCGACAAUCUGAUGGUUGUCUGUAUAAACGCAGCGUCUGCUCGCUCAUCAGUGUUACUCCGGUUAUACCUGACCGUAAGAACAAAAGGUAAGCUGCAGGUUAACCUGAAGCUGUAGCCAACGGAACGCCCUCUGACCACGCCCCUACGCCCAGCGGUGGCGACCGCUCCAUGACCCCGCCCCACGCAAAGAUGUUUGGAUCGUUUGUUUGGAUCCUCCCCCAUCCAAACAAAUUUCCCCGCCGGCGUGGGAACGCUCCGCCUCGGUCGUCAUGAUGCGGCGAGCUGGUGAGACGUGAAUGUGGAGCUCGCCUCUGAGCGCGCUCAGAACCCUCUUGAUCUGCUCAGAGAGUUUCCAGUCAGCCAGUGGUUUCUCACUUUCUGGACUCCAAAACCGCCAAAGUUCUGUCCAGGAAGGAAAGUUCAUCUCAACCUUUCCAAUAGAAUUGUAUUUUUCUACUCAGAUGAGUUUCACCUACAUUUCUAUCUAGAUAUUUUUUAGGAAAUUAACUUAUGAACGUUAGAAAUCGUCAUAAUUUUCCUUCUUUCGGUUUUUAUGAAGGAUUUUUUCUGUUUUAUUAUUUUGAAGACUUCUGUCAAAACUUUCGCCUUAAACAUGUUUUUACUCUGCAUUGACUUUGGAAAGAAACAGGUUUAAUGUUUGAAACCUGAAUGAAAUAAGUAAUGUUGUUUUAUUUAACUUUACAUAAAGAUGUAAACUGUAGUUUUUGUUCUUGUUAAAUACAUUUUUGGAGUCUUUGA
Messenger RNA from Oryzias melastigma (Indian medaka), 1288 nucleotides. Its product is annotated as DENN domain-containing protein 3. Gene Ontology annotation, molecular function: protein binding. Lineage: Eukaryota; Metazoa; Chordata; Actinopteri; Beloniformes; Adrianichthyidae. The record is from RefSeq and is a predicted model, not a curated record.